Molecule: messenger RNA, 723 nt
Organism: Fonsecaea erecta
Lineage: Eukaryota; Fungi; Ascomycota; Eurotiomycetes; Chaetothyriales; Herpotrichiellaceae
Exons: 2
Coding region: 1-723 (240 amino acids)
Source: RefSeq, a predicted model, not a curated record
AUGCCUCCAUCCAUGGCUCCAUGGAAUCCCCCUCAGAUGCACAGCCUGCACUAUGCAGACCACAGCCUCCAAUAUGGUCAACAGCAACUGAUGUCCAACUAUCUCCAAUCGGUCCCGAACUCCAUGCCCCCGGUUCCUCAUAUGCAGCGGGAGGCGAUCCCGCGUCCCGGGCAGAGCGGUCCGUGGAUCAUCGAGGAGGACAACAUCCUCUUGGACGCAAAGGGCCGGGGACUGUCCUGGGAAGAGAUCCAUCGACGGUACUUCCCCAACAAAUCGGCCAACGCAUGUCGCAAGAGACACGAGAGGGUGUUGGCGAAAAUGCGCGACACUGAUUGGGAUGAGGCAAGGAUCCAGCGGGUCACCGACGCGUACAACCGGCACCGGCAUUCCAUAUGGCAACCUUUGUGCAAAGAGCUGGGGGAGUCCAUGUCAGAUGUGGAAAAAGUGAUGUUUCAACAGGGACUCCGCAACCUGAGGAACCCUUCUCGCUCCAGCCAUGGUCGACAAAGAUCACGAGCAAGUUCGGGUCAGGGAGGUGUGAGUGACUACGAACAGGGCUCAUCCCUGGACGAACAAUAUGACCACACCGACGACAGUGGGAUCAGUCUGGGUAAUCAUGCACAUAGUCGACGUGCCAGUGAGAUCACCACGGGUCUGUCGACAGAGAGUCUGCCUUCCGUCAAUCGUCUUCUGUCAGAGACUGCAUAUGGGUACACAGCUUGA